Messenger RNA from Anopheles cruzii, 549 nucleotides. RefSeq lists its product as uncharacterized. The record is from RefSeq and is a predicted model, not a curated record. The transcript is spliced from 2 exons. NCBI's taxonomy places the organism in Eukaryota, Metazoa, Arthropoda, Insecta, Diptera, Culicidae. Bases 1 to 549 code for a protein of 182 amino acids.
AUGAGCCCUUUAAUGUGUUAUUCGUCGAUCGUAACGAUUGUGAUGCUUCUUCAUGGCACGGCCAUUCCGGGAGCUAGCGGGAGGUACGCCUACAACGAUCCGGAAGAAAACGUGCUCGACGUGAAAUAUCUGGAUGCGCUGGAAACGCUCAAGGAGGCAAACUCGGGGGCGCACAUCCACUCGAGCGUGUCGGAAAAAACGAGAACGAUUCCGGUUCCGGUAUUCCAAAAAGUGGGAGUACCCGUCCCCCACCCGGUCCCGAUUGCAGUGCCACACUACAUAAAAGUGUACAUUCCGCAACCAUAUCCUCUGCAGGUGAACGUGGAACAACCGAUCAAGAUUCCGAUCUACAAAGUGAUCCCGAAGGUGAUCGAAAAACCGGUCCCAUAUACCGUCGAGAAACCUUACCCGAUCGAGGUAGAAAAACCGUUUCCGGUCGAGGUGCUAAGGAAGUUCGAGGUGCCGGUCCCUAAACCAUUUGCGGUCCCGGUUACCGUUUACAAGCACAUCAUGCAGAACGAAAAAACACACCGCAACUGGCAUUUCUGA